AAACUUUUUGAGCCUAGACAAUGGAAAGAUACCGCCGCGUUUCAAAGCCCAAAAAUCAGGAUGUCAAAGAGAAUGAGGUCUUGAUCGGCGUUAUAAAGAACCCGAAGUCUUAUUGGCAGUAUGCAGUGGGGCUCCUAGAGAACAAGGAAAAGGAAUAUAACGAGAUCACGCUUAAGGCAAUGGGAGGGGCUAUAUUCAAGGCUAUUAUGACCUCUCAGAUGAUAAAGCAUACGAUCUAUGGGUUACAUCAGAUUAUCACGAUUUCCGAAGCCGAAAUUCGUGAUGAAUAUGCGCCCAUCGUCGAGGGUCUAGAGCCCUAUGAGACGACGAGGUGUGUGUCGUCGAUCUCGGUAAGGCUGUCGAAGAUACCGUUGGAUCCGACCGCAUGUGGGUACCAGGCGCCUUUGACGCAGGAAGAGAUGGAUCAGGCGAAGACGAGAGAGCCACCGUAUGUAAACUCAUCGACAAAGAGGAGGACCGGUGGGCGACACCACCAUCGUGGUGCGCGUCGAAAUGGCCCGUCAGGAGGGGCAAAGCAAUCCGGAGAGUCCGGAAAAUCGUUCUCGUCGAAUUCUGAAAAGGGAGGUAGGAACAACCCGAGACGCAGGUCUGGGUGGACCGAAGACAAGAAAAGGGCAGAGUCGCAGACUCCCAAGAAUGGCCGAAGGGAGGUGCUGGAAGCGUCAGAUGCAGAAAAAUCGACAGAGGAGACUCAAGAGCAAAAUUCUCCGCCAGUAGAGAACAAUUAGAUAAAAGAAAGAAAAGCCUGAUUUUUUUUUA
Schistocerca gregaria is the source of this 780-nucleotide messenger RNA. Its product is annotated as ribonuclease P protein subunit p25-like protein. The transcript is spliced from 4 exons. Gene Ontology annotation, molecular function: RNA binding. The coding region runs from base 21 to 749 and encodes 242 amino acids. The record is from RefSeq and is a predicted model, not a curated record. NCBI's taxonomy places the organism in Eukaryota, Metazoa, Arthropoda, Insecta, Orthoptera, Acrididae.